GGCAGUGGCCUGCGCCAAGGUAGCCCCUGGGGCGCGGUCGGUGGCGCCGGGACCCGCACCCGGUGCUCCCGGGGGUGGAGCUGACCUGCUUGCCCGCGGUUGGGCUCGGGACCCUCGGGGGCGCGGCCGGGAGGGAGCUAGCUGGCUGGCCGUCGCGGCGGUGGGGGCUGUGGCGGUGGCCGUCCCACGGGUGUGCCCGUGCUCGGAUCGAUGAUGACAGCCACAAACGCAUUCCUUGGAAAAUCUGAACAAAAUGAGUGAGAACUCACUACCGUCUCCUCAUCGCAAACUGAGGUCCGGCACGUGGCUGCCACAGGGGACGUCGGGGGAGGGUCGCGUUGCCUUUGCUCCCUUGAGUGCGCGCAGCCCUGGGGCGCAGGUGGGGGCAGGCAGGCGUCCAGAGGGCCAUGGGGAGAGGAGCCUUGGGGCUGGCCUCCUCGAGGGCAGCCCCGGGGCCCCGGGGCCCCGGUGCCCGGCGGGAAAGCCUUGGGAGAGGCAGGCCCAGUGUGGGGUGGGCUGCCUGCGGUGUGCGUGAGCGCCGCUGGGCUCUCAGGCCUGCGGCUGCCUCCUUGAGGCGCCCGCGGGGUCCUGCCCGCGGUGUCAGGCGCAGAGGGUGUCUGUGGGUUGCGGGUGAGCAGCGGGGGUCUUGGCCUCGGCCGGGCUGCCGCCCCAGGUUCUGGUGGGGAGAGAGGAGGCAGGCCGGGGGGCCUUGCCGUGAUGGCCGUUUGGGCGGGGUCGGACGCCUUGGCCUGCGCCUUCACGGGGUCGGCAGGGCUGCCAGUGCCUGUCCCUCGCAGAGUCCCUGGGGGGCAUCGGGACCCCGGGACCCCUGCGGCAUUUCCCAGAGAGGUGGAGGCGGUGGGGCGCCACGUGGCCCCGGGCGGUGCCCCCGAGUCGGGCCGCGGAAUGCGGUCGUGAGAAGGGCAGGAGGGCCCGAGGUCCUGGGCCAGUGUGCGCACAGCCCCGUGGGGGGGAGAGUUGGGUGCCCGGGGCGGCAGUGCCUUCAGGGUGGCGUGGGCUGUGAUGUGGGAUAUGCGCAGAGAUUUGGGAGGCGCGUGGAAGGCAGGCCGGAGGGGUCCCGGGCCCGUGAAUGGGCGCUGGGUGCCUGUGCCCCGGCAGGUCAUGGGUGGCCGCGGGGCGUAGGUGUGUGAGCACGCGGCCAGCUCCCGGGGCCGCGAAGGGGUCCACACCCGGGGCUGGGCGUGCGGCGCCCCUGCCCUGGCUGAGGCCGUGUUCCCUGGGAGGGAGGACAGGGAGUUGCGCAGUGGGAGGCAGUGGGAGGUUGAUCCCCAGCAGAGCUAGCCACGCCUGCGGCCUGGAGCCCAGCCCUGCAGGUGCCGGGCGGCGGGAGCCGGUGGAAAGGAGGGAGUGCGCUGUGGAGGAAGGGGGGCAGGCGGCGGCGGAAGGGGGCGUGAGUUUCGGUGCGAGGGUCCCGGUGGGCGCAGUGCCUGUUGGGUCUCCCGUGGAGACGCUGGUGCUGGAGUUAGGGAGGCAUGGGUGUGCCAGGGUGUGGCCCGCAAAGGAAAGGGUCCCAUGGGGCCCGGCGGGCCUUCCGGUGCUGGCGGCGGGGCUGUGGCGUGUGCCUCGCGUGGGGCCCGAGCGCCCAACUGGUGGCAGGUUGCGGGAGCCCGGCAGCAGGCCGUCUGGGCGGGUGGCGUUGUGUGCGGUGGACACGCAGCAGGCGUGGGGCGCGGUUUGGGGCAGGCAGGCCUCCGGGGUCCCCAGAGUGCCCUGGGGAGACCGGCCUGAGGGAGCCAGGUCCCGUGCACCCGGGGGCCUGGUGUGGCGGGCCUGGAGGGUGAAGGGUGAGCGAGCCGAGCCCAGAGCCUGGCGGCAGUGGACGCGCCUCGCCAUUGGCCGUGAGGGCGAGGUGCGGCCCUGCGGGGUGUUGCACAGGCUCCAGGGCCCUUGGGGUCCCGGAGGGUCCAGCAGAAGGGUCUCUGUUUGGCCCGGGUCCUGAGAGCGUGCUGGGGAUAGCGGGGGUGGAGUGCAGGUGUGCCCGUGGGGGCCCCGGGUCCAGGGCCCGCGGAGAGCCGCUCUCGGGGCGGAGACGUCCCCCGCGGGGGCACGGCCGCGGUCCGGGCUGAGGCUCCUGCAGAGCGCUCUGGGCCGCGUGUGUCUCUGCCUGCGUGGGCAGGCAGGGUCGGUGGCCGGAGCGAGGGUGUUUCCCCAUCGGGGUGAGGGGGAGAGCCCCAGGGAGGGCGUUGGGGCGGAAUCGGACUCGGGGUUGGG
This is a messenger RNA of Phacochoerus africanus (Common warthog), 2232 nucleotides long. RefSeq lists its product as uncharacterized. Bases 1091 to 1960 code for a protein of 289 amino acids. Lineage: Eukaryota; Metazoa; Chordata; Mammalia; Artiodactyla; Suidae. The transcript has a single exon. The record is from RefSeq and is a predicted model, not a curated record.